AUGCAACCGCAAGCCUCUGCCGCUCAGAGGGCAUAUUCGCAGCGGCGCUCUCCAGGUGCUGCUGACCCUGGGCCUCCGCCUUCGGUUCGAGCCAUUUCUCCUGGCAUCCCGCCCGGCCAGGCCCAGCGACAGUCCAACGUCUCUGUCAGAUCUGCUCCGUCAAGCAGCGGCUCUAGGAGAGCAAAUCGCGAGGGUUCGUCCGGAUCGGGAAGCGGCUCCAACAUGCCAUUGUCGCAAAUCGAAAAGAGCGUCACGCACCUGCUCGUAGCCACAAAACAGCUUCUCGAAACAUUAACGCAGUGGUCGCGCGGCCAGGCAACCGAUGCGCAGGUCUCCGACGUCUACGUGCGAUUAGGCUAUGAAUUCAACAUGGCUUGCCGGGCCUUUACGGCCAUCAACGUCGACACAUCCGACCUCGGCAACGUCCCAGACUUGCUGCGGAGUAUUCUCGAGGCCUGCUUGAGCCAGGAAGCCAGUGCCGAGAGCUUGGAGAAAUAUCUGCCUAGGAUUCGAGAUAUCAUCAUCAACCUGCUCCACGGACUAAAGCGAAAACAACAGAGGCUGCGCCAGAAACAGGGACGAGAUAGGGAAUCUUCCGUGCCGGAGAGAACCACCAGCGUCAGUACGAUUGCCAGUGGGAGCAGUGGCUUGACGAAUAUGCUCGAGGAUACCUUGGAGAGCCAUCGACCAUCCUCGCAUCGGCCAGGAUCUGGUCCCCAGCCCAAUGGCGGAUCAUCGCCCACGCGGCGCUUCAACGCUGAACGAGACCAGUCUAGGGGAUCGGUUGCGUCAGAAAUGUCCUCCGUGUCUAGCACUACUAUGCAGAACAUGCCUGUAGUACCGCCUUACCCAGCGGAAGAGUCGUCCAUGCCUUCAAUGCCGUCAGUGUCGCCACCAGGAGACCUCAAUAUCGAUUCGUUUCCACCCCCGCCUCCUACACCGCCGGACAAUACCUCCAGCGCUUUAGCAGCGCUGCAAAAAGGUGGCGAUUUGGAAAGAAGAGCAUCCCGACGAUACUCUCAAUACCAGAUCUCGAAACACCUUGGAGGGUCCGUGAGCGCCGUCCCUAUGCUUCCGUCGCAAACCGGGACUUUGCCGAACAGGGGAAGGAAAGAGGCCAGAGAAUCGCUGCGCGCUGUUCAGUCACGCGAAUCCGUUCGACAUAGCCGUACCGCGUCUCAAAUCAAAAGAAGUAGUACUUAUAACAAUUCCCCUAUUCGCGUUCCCAGCCAGGUGGCAGAAGAAACUUUACCUACCCAGCCAGCUGAGAGUCCCAUCACCAGGACUCCUGAUGACAAGUACGCACCAGGCGCAACUCUCUCCGGACCUCUAAACGACUCCAACCCGUUCAUGGUCGAAUCACCGCAAUCUGAAGCCAAGAAGGAACAGAAAAUCAAGCAAAACGACACCCCGACAGCAGCGCCUCUUCCCGCAGAGUCAAAGCCAAGCGAGAACUACUUUCAGGUUUCACCCCCGCCCACACCGACCAAGGACUUGACACUCUUCCUACAAUACAAGUCAAAGGUUAAGAAGAUUGUUCUACCCGAAGGUCGCGAUGAACUGUCCAUUGGGCGCUUGCAGCUGGCUUUUAUAGAUAAGUUCUCUUGGAACACGCAGCAAAAUGGCGCCGAUUUACCCGAGAUUUACAUCCAGGACCCGGUAUCUGGCGUUCGUCAUGAGUUGGAAGACCUAAGCGAUAUCAAGGAUCGAACUGUUUUGGUACUCAACGUAGAGGCGCUGGACGAAGUCAAGCGGCACAUUGAUGAGGGCAUGUUUGCACUCACCAAGAUUGUCCGAGAGGUGAAGCAGAAUGUGGAUGACCAGGCCGUCACUCUCCAGCGGGUGUCGGAUCGCCAACAAGAAACUGCCAAGGAGAUGGCUCAGAUUGUGGAGCAAGCUCAGCAGGCCCCGGUACGAGCUGCCGAUGAACCAAAGACGCUGACUCUACUGGGAGCCGGAAAGAAGCUCGGCAGCGGCCAGAUUGGAGAAGUCCAAACCCUGCGGCGCGAUCUUGCUGUUCUCCGACAGACCUAUUCCACUUUCCAAUCCGAGAUUCAGGCUUCCAUGUCCACUAUUCGCAGCAAAGCGGCCAAUGUCAAAACAGUGGCUGCCAAGGCCGCAAUCCCCAGUAUGGAUGGGGAUAACGGAUAUGCCUACGUUACAAAUGGACGAAAACAGCUCAACGCCGACUCGGAUCGACUGGUUGCCAAGGUUGACGACCUCCAAGACUUGGUGGAAGAUUUGCGCAAGGACGUCGUGCACCGCGGCGUCCGACCACUACCUCGACAGCUUGAGGUCGUUUCCAAAGACGUUACUUCGCUUUCUAAACAGCUAAAGGCAAUGGAAGACUACAUGAACAAGGAGAAGCCGAUCUGGACCAAGAUUUGGGAGAAGGAGCUUGAGGAUGUUUGCCAGGGUCGUGAUGAGUUGCGCAUUAUGGAGGAGCUGCUUAUUGACCUGCGCGACGACUUGGAGAAGGCUUCAGAGACGUUUGCUCUCGUUGAACAAGCUACCAAGGAACAGAUGAAGGAUGCCGGUACUGGCCCCAGCGCCAGUACUGCGCGCACCUUUUCCAAGGUUGUCAACCUCGGCAAUAGCGUCAAUCAGAGUGCUGCGAAAGAAGACAUGCUAGGAGAAGUGCGAGCUUUGCAGCCAAACCACCAAGACCGUCUGGAGGCGAUUGAACGUGCUGAGAAGCUGCGACAGAAAGAAUUGAAGAGCCGUACGGAUAACCCACUUCAUCGUGAGAUUCACAACUUUGUUGCCGAGGGCAAGCUGAAGAAAUCCGGAGGUUUCGAAGAAAUUGAGCGAGCACGGUUGGCCAAGGACGAGAAGAUACGACGUGAGGUGUGGGAGCGUAUGAAUGGUCUUGUUGCUGAUGAAGAAGAAGAAGAGGAAGAGGAAGAGGAGGAGGAGGAGGAGGAGGAAGAAGAAGAAGAAGAACAGGAG
Messenger RNA from Trichoderma atroviride IMI 206040, 2949 nucleotides. RefSeq lists its product as uncharacterized. Gene Ontology annotation, cellular component: cytoplasm; cell tip. The record is from RefSeq and is a predicted model, not a curated record. Lineage: Eukaryota; Fungi; Ascomycota; Sordariomycetes; Hypocreales; Hypocreaceae. Gene Ontology annotation, biological process: establishment of cell polarity.